AUGACUCUCUCGAAACCGGGUGGGAAGCGCUAUAAGCUACGUCAAUGGCUGUCCUCUUAUGGUUCCACUCCCGCCAGCAGCCAAACUCUACCGCCUUCCGCACCUGUGACCCCGCAGUCUCCGACAUCGACUACCUUGACCACGGUGGUGCAGGAUUUCCACAAUAGAGUGUUUUCCUUUCUCUCCCAGCAGGAUCGAGACACUAUUCGACAACAUAGUGUGACGAAUGCGACGAACGUCGAUGAAAUCGUUCAGCAAAUCCUCACGGCAGCAAGACAGAAGCAGACGAUAUGUCAAUCGAAAAGAUGGACCGUCGCUUUCCGCGGGCAUACGGUUGUCCUGCGAGAGAAGGCCGAUAAUAUUGUGAAAUGGUUGGAUCGGUUUAAGCAAGUUGGAGAUAUUGUCUCCAAUGUCGACCCGGUGCACGUCGGACUUCCGUGGGCGGGCAUUCGUCUUCUCCUUGAGGCAGCCAUCUCCGAACAAGGCCAAAUGGAAGCUCUCGUCCUCGGCCUCGAAAUGACCCUCUACCUGUCAAAUCGACUCGAAGUGUAUAUGAAUUAUAUAACUGCGAUUCCUCCUAGUCAGGCACGUGCGAAUUUCGAAUCUUGCUUGGUUGAGUUUCACGCUUUGGUAUUGAGGUUCUUGGCCCAGGCGAUCCGGAUCUAUCAAAAAGGCAGCGUUGCUCGGGGGUUUGACGCAUUCUGGCGGCUGGAAGAUGUAUCCACCUUUGAGGAUGAGUGUAACAAGUUGGCCAGCCGGGCGGAAAUCGAGGCGAGUAACUGCGAUCGCCGGAUUUUGGAUACAAUUCUGAAACAACUGGAACAACUGAAAGACCUACGUCUUAUCCAUAGUAGGAUCCAGCAACUGGAAGCGAAAGUCGACCUCGGUAAGCUCCCCGUCGCGGCGGGUGCGGCGUUCGAUUCUUAUCAAGACGAACUCGAUGCUCGAUGCUAUCCGGAUACGCGUGUCGACGUACUAAGGGACAUCUACGCCUGGGCCAACGAUAUUAAUGCCGAAACGAUAUUCUGGAUUAAUGGCAUGGCUGGCACAGGCAAAUCGACCAUAUCUCGAACCGUGGCACAAACCUUAGCCGAUCGGGGUCAGCUGGGGGCUAGUUUCUUCUUCAAGCGAGGAGAGCGGGAUCGAGAGAAUGCCAGCCUUUUUUAUCCCACUAUUGCUCACGAGCUCGUUCGUCGGAUACCAGCAUUAAGACCUUUUGUCCAGAAAGCAGUCGAGGACGAUCCUGGCAUUGCUGGCCGGGCGCUGAAGGAACAAUUCGAGAAGCUAGUCUUUCAGCCCUUGACUUCUGUUAGCCCCAUCCAGGCAGAGAGUUUUGUCCUGGUGAUCGACGCCCUCGAUGAAUGUGGCCGAGAAGGAGAUAUAGGCAUCAUCAUCUCUCAACUAGUCCGCACGCGUGAGCUGAGCACGAAUCGCUUUCGUGUCUUUCUCACCAGCCGGCCCGAGCUUCCAAUUCGGCUCGGCUUCGCAAAGAUCAACACCAGCACGCAUCGAGACAUUGUUCUGCAAGAUAUUCCGCCGGCCACGAUUGAGCAUGAUAUUUCCGUCUACCUAAGCAAAGAGUUUACUGACAUUCGAGAAAAACACCAGUGUCUCCUACCGCCUAGUCAGUCCUUCGCUCCAGGUUGGCCAGACCCUCAGGAUCUGAACACUUUGACUCGAUUGGCGGUGCCUCUUUUCAUCGUAGCAGCGACGAUCUGCCGGUUUGUCGGUGAUGUGAGAGGUAAUCCAGUGAAACGGCUCGCUCAAAUUCUCAAUCAACCCAUCGGACAGAAGCCACAGCUAGAACUCACGUACCUCCCCGUACUCAGUCAGAUACUGGUAGGAGUCAAGGAUGUCGAAGAGCAGAAAGAGCUCUUGCAUAAUUUUCGUCGAAUUGUCGGCUCGAUCGUCCUCCUUGCUGAUCCCUUAUCUGCCGCAUCGUUGGCUAGAUUACUCGACGUGGAGAGCACGGAAGUUUACCUUCAUUUACGCUUUCUUCACUCCGUUCUCUGGAUUCGCGAUGACGACACACCAAUUCAUUUACUUCAUCUCUCCUUUCGAGAAUUCUUGACGCAGAGAGUUCCUUCGGAUGCUAGCCAACCAUUUCAGAUUGUCGAAUGCAAGUCACACAGAUAUUUGGCCGACAGGUGUCUUGUGCUGCUCGGGAGUUCAACCGGCUUACGGAAGGAUAUCUGUCGGUUGGGCGAUCCUGGAUCGCUUCGGACAGAGAUUGAUGCUGCACUCAUUGAGCGCUGUAUUCCGCAGCAUCUCCAAUACGCAUGCCGCUAUUGGGUCUAUCAUGCUGAGCGGAGUGGACACAAAAUUUACGACGAGGACGACAUCGAUCACUUUCUCCGCCAGCAUUUUUUCCAUUGGCUCGAAUGCUUAAGUCUACUCGGCAGAACCUCGGACAGUAUCACGUUGAUUGGCACAUUACAAUCACUCGUGGCCGAAGAGGAUAGCGAAAUAUCUACCUUCCUCCGGGAUGCGCGACGAUUCGUGCUUACAUUCCACUUUAUUAUCUCGCACGCACCGCUACAAGUGUACGGAAGUACUUGGCAUUUCAGCCCUUUACAAAGUAGAGUCCGAUAUUUCUUCCAGGACCAGAGACUGCUAAAUAUUGACAUACGGGGCGGGCUACCAGAUCAGUGGAGUGCAUGCUUACAAACACUCGAAGGCCACUCGGCCUCGGUCAGCAGUGUGGUAUUCUCGCCCGACGGGUCGCGUAUAGCGUCAGGCUCCGACGACGAGACGGUGCGGGUGUGGGAUAUACAGACGGGCGUAUGUCAGUAUACGCUCGAGGGCCACUCGGACUGGGUCUGGAUUGUGGUGUUCUCGCCCGACGGGUCGCGUAUAGCGUCAGGCUCCGACGACAAGACGGUGCGAGUGUGGGACGUACAGACGGGCGUAUGUCAGUAUACGCUCGAGGGCCACUCGGACUGGGUCAGGAGUGUAGUAUUCUCGCCCGACGGGUCGCGUAUAGCGUCAGGCUCCGGCGACGAGACGGUACGGGUGUGGGACGUACAGACGGGCGUAUGUCAGUAUACGCUCGAGGGCCACUCGGACUGGGUCAGGAGUGUGGUGUUCUCGCCCGACGGGUCGCGUAUAGCGUCAGGCUCCGGCGACAAGACGGUGCGAGUGUGGGACGUACAGACGGGCGUAUGUCAGUAUACGCUCGAGGGCCACUCGGCCUCGGUCAGGAGUGUGGUGUUCUCGCCCGACGGGUCGCGUAUAGCGUCAGGCUCCGGCGACAAGACGGUGCGAGUGUGGGACGUACAGACGGGCGUAUGUCAGUAUACGCUCGAGGGCCACUCGGACUGGGUCAGGAGUGUAGUAUUCUCGCCCGACGGGUCGCGUAUAGCGUCAGUCUCUUACGACAAGACGGUACGGGUGUGGGACGUACAGACAGGUGUUGAGUUACUGUACUGUGAAACUGAUACCUACGACAAUCAUGUUGAGUUCAGCGACAAUGAUUCGAAUAUCUCGAUCAAUGGGCAAGUCGUCACUAUUCCUGGAAAUUCACCACGAGCCACUGUCGCGAAUCUAUCAUCUACCUCUAACUCGGCACCCGAUGGCAAGUUGGGAAUCAUUGGUGACUGGGUCAUGUGGGCUUCGCACAGGAUAUUGUGGCUACCUCCUGAAUAUCGUCCCGGUUCGUGGGACUGA
Molecule: messenger RNA, 3666 nt
Organism: Fonsecaea erecta
Lineage: Eukaryota; Fungi; Ascomycota; Eurotiomycetes; Chaetothyriales; Herpotrichiellaceae
Exons: 3
Coding region: 1-3666 (1221 amino acids)
Biological process (GO): negative regulation of transcription by RNA polymerase II
Cellular component (GO): transcription repressor complex; nucleus
Molecular function (GO): protein binding
Source: RefSeq, a predicted model, not a curated record